Messenger RNA from Bombina bombina (fire-bellied toad), 2174 nucleotides. Its product is annotated as probable peptidyl-tRNA hydrolase 2. Gene Ontology annotation, molecular function: protein binding; peptidyl-tRNA hydrolase activity. Gene Ontology annotation, cellular component: cytosol; mitochondrion. The record is from RefSeq and is a predicted model, not a curated record. Lineage: Eukaryota; Metazoa; Chordata; Amphibia; Anura; Bombinatoridae.
AGUAACAUUCUUACAAACAAUCAUGUGAUUAAUGUAUUCUGUUAUAAUAGGAUAAAAACAAUAAAACCAUUUACUGGUGGCUAAAGAUAAGAUUGAUAAAGUGAAAACAAUAUUUUCGCAAGAAUACUAUAUAAGCCAUUCGCUUGACAUUGCAACAAACUUUAGCCCAAAAAAUUCUCUAGAAUUUUGAUAAAUACUGACAUUUUUUGGGGCUUAAAGGGAUACUAAACCCAGAUUUUUUCUUUCAUGAUUCAGAUAGAUCAUGCAAUUUUAAGCAGCUUUCUAAUUUACUCCUAUUAUCAAUUUUGUUUGUUCUCUUGUUACCUUUAUUCAAAAAGCAGGAAUGUAAAGCUUAGGAGCCAGCCCAUUUUAGGUUCAGCACCCUGGAUAGUGCUUGCUUAUUGGUGGCUACAUUUAGCAAACCAAUCAGAAAGUGUAACCCAGGUUUAGUAUCCCUGUGAUAAGAGUAGGAUGUGAUGUCACUAGUUUGGGGGCGGGGCUGAGGUCCGGUAGUCUGUGUCGCAGUUAGUUAGUAUAAUCAACCUGAAUAGAUGUAUGUUUCCAUGCUCUGUAAUAAAAUAGAGUUGUACCAUCAUUGCUGUGUCCUGCAUCUCAUGACAAUCCCUUUAUACAUUUUGCCCUUAGUGUUCCUUUAACCCCUUAAUGAAUUACGUACCCUUUUUUGCAUCCUUUAGAAAAGUUUAUAUUUGUGAUACAUAUAUAAGCCAAAAUAAGAUAAACAGUUUUGGGAGAGGGGUUUGGGACAGCAAAUGUCCCUGUACCCAGGGCAGCACAAAGUUAAGUAUGCAUAUACUACUAACCCUGAUGUAUGGGUUUACAGUAUGUUGGAAACAUAACCAUUGAUUCUAUUUAACUAAUUAAUUGUAAGGAACCCUUAAAAUUUGGUCGAUAAAAAAAGCCACAGUAUAGAAUUAUAAACUCUCUUUCUUUAUCACAGUUGAAUUACUGUCAACGACCACAAGAUGGCACAGUUAGAUUAUUGUGACAGAGCCUGAAACUAAAAUUUACAUGAUCUGCUCAGAUUCCGCUUCCGGUGCCGCUCUUGUUCCUUUGGCACUUUGUGGUAGGUGAAGCACGCGCUUGCUGUCGGGAACAUGUGUGGGAAAGGAAAGCUGUAGUCAAAAAAACCUCGAGUUUGCUGGAGCGCGUGCACGAGAAGAGGUUUUGAGACUAUCCGGGUGAAAUAUAAGGGGAAGCUGAUGAACAAAACUACUACAAAAUGGUGUUUGUGGUGAAUAUGGAGCUACCAAUGGGAAUGGGGAAGAUUGCCGCUCAGGUGGGACAUGCAGCAGUAGGCUUAUAUCAACUCCUGCUGAAAGAAUCACGUACCAGGGAGAUGGCGUACAGAUGGGAUGAACACGGGGCUAAGAAGGUUGUACUUCAGGGAUCCAGUACUACUCAGCUAAUGGACUUGCAAGCAUUGGCCUUGAGCAUGAAUUUACCAUCAUACAUUGUGCAGGAUGCAGGCCGUACUCAGAUUGCAUCAGGAUCCCACACUGUUCUUUCAAUCAUGGGCGAGGAAGAAAGUGUAAACAAAGUGACAGGGAAACUCAAGCUGCUAAACUGAAGAUUAUUCAAAAAUAUGCAAGAACGUCCUUGAGAAUACGUGGCCAGUGGUAUCACUUGAAAGGGAGACUAGCAAAGAUUUCCCAAAAUAGAGAGUACAAAACAUCCCUCUGUGUAGAGAGGAAGAGAGAUGCAGAGCUUGGAUAUUCUGUGCGCUACACAUUAGAUGAUGCUCCAAACUGUAAAAGGGCAGAAGUGUGCAGCAAAAUGUGCCACCAAAAACACAAGUCGGAAUAGGUUCUGCAAACAAAAAGUAUUACUAUGUACUAGUUAUAGUAGUACAACUGUUGGACAUAAGCAAUAGCUCAGUGUUCCAAAACUGAAAUGAAACAGAUCUAGUUUAUUCAAAGAAUGAUAAAAACGUGUUCACAGUUUGACUGUGACAUAAAUCUGGUUUUGGGUAAAUGCUUAGACAGUUAUGGAAUUGCAAGUUGACUAGAUAUUCUUAUGUAGUUUGUUGUUCACCUGUGAUCCUCAAAAACCUGUUUCAAAUAUUUUUCAUGAAAUCUCAGUAUUUAGCUGCUUGAUUUGUAAAUGUAGUAUUAUUAUUAUUUUUUUUUUUUAUAAAAAUCUACUACUCAUUUGAA